Messenger RNA from Zymoseptoria tritici IPO323, 994 nucleotides. RefSeq lists its product as uncharacterized. The record is from RefSeq and is a predicted model, not a curated record. Lineage: Eukaryota; Fungi; Ascomycota; Dothideomycetes; Mycosphaerellales; Mycosphaerellaceae. Bases 104 to 994 code for a protein of 296 amino acids. The transcript has a single exon. Gene Ontology annotation, molecular function: metal ion binding.
AAUCUUCACUGCACUGCACUGCGACCUCAACCCUCUCAACAUCUCAAUCAGAUGAUCUUCGCCCACCAUUCACUACCGUCGCUCGCCGUCUAUACCCAAUAAAAUGGCGACCACCACAAUCGCUGCACCCGCCGCGAAUACCUCCAACUACUACAUGAAUCCUCACGCAGGGCCCUCACCGCCCGAUACGCUCUACUCCAAGAACCACUACGAUCCACGACAAAGUCAAUCGCAAGACCCGUCACCAACCAACAUCUCUCCAACUUCCUUCCACUCCGGCCACAGCAACCACCACAACAACACCGCCCGUCAACUACGGCAGCCUCGCCAACCACUCUACGUCCCCGCCGCUCUUCGUCCAGAGAACAAACUCGGCCGACCCACCGACAUUCCCACUCGCCCACGUGCGCCCGACACACCACCCGCCAGCACCGACUCUUCCUUCGACAGCAUUCGCACCGACUCCGCCUCCACCCUCGACCUUCCCACCUCCCCCUUCACCUCCGGCAGCAGCCUCGCCUCCUUUCGCGAAGACGCUUCCCUCCGUCGAGGCCUCACCCGCGCCGAGUCCGACGCCCUCUCAGAAGAGCUAGGAGAAGUCACCGGCGCACCCACAACCGCUCACUGGAAACCUGACGCUUCAGCCGUGGCAUGUUACAUCUGCGCUCAACAAUUCACAUUCUUCUUCCGACGGCAUCAUUGUCGACGGUGCGGGAAUUUGGUCUGCGAUCAGCAUAUCAAGCAUACCGUUCCGCUGGAUCAGAACGCACGAUAUCAUCCGAAUGGGACCGCGAGCAAGGCGUGUAAGAGUUGUUGGGAUGGCUGGAAGGUCGUGAGGAGACUGCAUCAUUCCCGUGCGGGGAGUAUUGCCGAGAGCUCGAAUAGUUCGCAAGGGACCGCGAUGCCCAUUCCCAGCGCGGCGAAGAAGAGCGAUGGCUUUCGGAUUGGCAGUAUGGCUAGGAGCGAGGGUGGAAUGGUCUGGAGCACGUUCUGA